Symbiodinium natans is the source of this 543-nucleotide messenger RNA. The record is from the annotation of a GenBank genome assembly. Lineage: Eukaryota; Dinophyceae; Suessiales; Symbiodiniaceae.
AUGGGAGCUCUGCUUUUGGAGAGCGUCCCGCCUCACGUCCUGUUUCCUCGCGAGGCUCCUCACGAGUCCCGCGCUCCAUGGACCUUGUCCAUCCUCGCCGCCUCUUGCAGCUUCUGCAUUUUCUGCCUCAGUUCUGGCAAGGCAUGCAUCGUGCCACUUGCUGUCCUUGAUGUCGGUCCGAGGGCGCUCUCCGACUCUGCGGACGGCUACGUGCAGGUAAUGCGGGCUAAGCGCCGGCUCCGAAGGCAUCUUCUUCCGUAUCAAGACGUGACAGGGACUUGCAAGCUGCAGCGUCGAUGCUGUGGCCGCCAGAAGUUGAAGUCGCGAGCGCGUGGCAAGACCCCUGAAAUCCUCGGUUUCGGGUUGAACAUCCUGACAAGCCCGGCGGUCCAGAAAGAGUUUGAAACCCAGGCAACCCUCCUGCAAGAGUGUAGUGCGCAGGUACAAAGGAGGUGGCUGGCCUCCGUCCUGCUAGGAGCUGCGCAUACACAGCGGACCCUGUACCAACAUCUCCGAGAUGGUGUGCGCACUAGAAGACGAUGA